UCGACAACAGAAACAUCCUGAUCGAUCCUUACUUGACCUAUCCAAUUCUUAUUCCCCGACCUUCAGAGUGGCUUGACUGGUGAUCUGCUGCAAGUUUUACAACCGUGUGGAUGCUGGGUCGCUCUGCUACUACUGCACCCUCGCUCGUGUCGUGCGGCUUGUCAGCUAUGCGCAUUCGUUAGUGACAUCGAUAGCUGGGAUUAUUAUUAUUUUUUCUGUGGAGAUGGAUAAGAAAAGCCACAGGCGUAGCACCCUCGCGGUGCAGCAGGCGACCCCUUCUCAGUCGCGACCUGCAUCCUACCACCCUCCCUCUGCACCCCCCAACCACAGCUUGUCUCUCAAGCAUCGUAAGAAUAACAAAACAGACCCUCCUCUACCUGCAUCUCUAGUCCGGGUCAAGGGACAAGUCGCAAUGAGUACUCCGCCUUCAGAAAUGUCGUGGCUGAAGGAUCAGUCGCCGAUGUCAGGAACACCUGGGACACCUCAGGGAUCCCGAACAACUCCGGAGCCUGGUGCAACAUCUCUAGUGAACCCGUCCUCCGCUCUUCUGCAGGAUUUGUUAAAGGAACAGCGCGCUACUCGAGGAUCUCGGGGAACUGCAUCAGAUGAUUGUGACGAGUACGCCCCUCGUACGCCCGACCGCUGUCAUUCCCGCGCCAAUUCCCAAUCCAAGUCCCUGCAACACUCCCAUUCUCGAUCGCAAGACGACACAUCAUCGGAGAAGAAACGCAAAGUCAAUAAUGCCCUUUCAUCUGGGCUCAGACAGCCACGAGAGAUGGGGAUGAGGGAAAUGGAUCAAUAUGUUUCGAGAAUAAAUAAACAAAACUUUGAUCUGAAACUUGACAUAUUCCAUCGCAUGCAGCAGAUGGCCACACUCGAGAAAAAGCUGGAGCGAAUGGAGGAGCUAGAAGAAGAAAUUAACCGAUUGCAUGGACUGGAGGACGAGCUGCAAGAGCUCCGGGAUGCCGAAUCGGACAACCAGAGACUGCGGGAAUCCAACGAGCAACUUCGACAGGAGCUGGAUAAGCGUGACCAUGCAGUUACGGAGGCAGUUGAGCUCAUUUGCCAGCUUGAGGCGAGAGUGGAGGAACUGGAAACGGGUGGAAGCUCGUCAAGACCCUCUACGGCUUGCCCUGAUACAAGCGAUGGACCUGCUGUCAACAGCCCGCAACUUCCUGCAACUUUCGAUAUCCCGGAAAGGAAUUCUUCGAAACGAGGUACCAUGCUCAGCCAGAGCCGACAAGUCUCUUCGGACUCCGGUUACCUACAAAGGGCACCUUCGUUCCUUCGCGAUGAAACCAAGAGCACCGCAGUCUUACGGAGUCUCUACCCGCCCAAUGGAAAUACUGCACGAUCCUCUCACAGUACCAUGACCAAGACUGAAAGUCUCCACUCCAUGAACGAGAUGACCGAAGCAGAGUCCCCUAGACUCAGCGCACUCAGUGAAUGUAGUGACUUGGAACCGCAUGACAGCUCAGUACAACACAACACAUUCGAUCAACUUGAAAUCCCACUGCGGAACGAAGAUCUGGCUUCUGAAAUUUCCGGCCUGAGUGAAGAGCAGGCCAGCAAAAAUGACCGCAUCGACCAGUGGAUAGAACCCCAGCCGGAUGUCUUCUCUGAGCCCGUAUCCAAACGAAGGAACCGCGCCUCCUGGAACGUAAUCCGCAUGGAAGAUUCUAGCCAUGAACGUGAUUUCUACAUGAACGGCUCCCUUGAAAAGACACGCCUCAGACUUGACGGUGUGUUUGGCGAAUCCAGGCUCCCCCCUACUCCCGAUACGAUGAGCACGGCAUACGCAGUGGGCAGGAAUGGAUCUGAUGGUAGUAUUACUACAGAGAAGGGCCGAGCAGAGGCCAUGAAGCGAAGGCUUGCACGGCCUCGGUCAAUGGAUGAAUUGACCACUCGACGGGGCUCUGCGAACAGUUUAGUGACUGAUAGCAUGCACACCAAUCUCAGUGAUACUACACGCCUUGGACUCGGCACUAACCAAAGGGAUGAUACUCCAUCUAUUUUCCCGUUCAACGGUCUUCCCUUGAAUGCCAAUGAGCUUCUUGGACAAGGGGCCCCUGACAGGAUCGGUUUCGGCUACUACGGAGCUGAUACAAUGCUCAAUGGAGAGGCUAUACGAAAGGUCCUUUCCAAAAUGGACAAGGAUCACUACUCUCCGCCCUAUGCUGCCACUGGGGAGGAAGAGCCUGCUGAUACUGGUUCUUCAUCGCCCCCUUUGACACCCCAGGACUGGAUCGAAGCCGGGAAGUCCGCGCCUCGUUCCCGAAAAGAACGAUACCGCAGCAUCGACAACGAUGCCAUUCAACGUCGAACUGGUGCCACUCCUACUGGUAGACAAGCUGGCGCCCGGACUCCAAGCCAGUCCUCUUAUCUUGCUCGUCGCCAUAGUAUGGACUCAACCGCCAGGGAAUCGGAGGUUCCAAAUGUACCAACUCUAGAUCUCAGUUCAUUGGAUUCAAUUUCUCCGCCUGCGAUUCCGCGACCUCCCCGGCAGGAGCCUGAGCCUGAGCCCGAAUCUCGAAGGCGACUAAGUAUUCUGCCGUUCUUUGGCCGCUCACUUGGGAACCCCCGUCGCUUGCAGCCCUCCCCAAUGCCGGACCCCGCGGAUGCAGACGACGGCGCGCCGUCUCCCGUCAUCCGCAAGACCAGGCAAAUAGUUAACUCGAAACCCUCAGCUCCUGCAAACGGAGAUUUGAUCACGACCCCGACACAUGGGGAGGCAAAUUCCGGAGACAACAUCCACAAGACCCUUCCCCAUUCCUUCACCGAGUCAAACCUGUCGUCUCAAGGGACGGUAGCUCGACCAUCGACAUCCAACUCCAACCCCAACAACCAGAAGGAGCACAAGAGACGAGGUUCUCUUGGAAUAUUCGGUUGGAUGAAAGGGGCCAGUGGAAUCGGCUCCAGCAGCAAGAAACAGGAGCCUAAUUCUCCCACACAGCCCACUGCCGGGACGGUCAGGGAGAAGCAACCAUCCCGGUUGGCCUACGACAAUUCAGGGACUGCGCAGGCGAUGAAUUCUUCUGUGACUGCAAUGAAUGCCAAUGUCGAGGCCUUCACGUCCAAUGCAAAGCAAGUCUCCCGAUUCGAUGAUGACGAUCAGGGACGACGACCGAGAUAUAUGGAACGUCGCUCUCGUCGAGCUCAAUAAAAAAAAGAAAACGAAAGAAAAAAGCAAAAAAGACAACAAACCAGAUUUUCAUGACCAGGUCUACGAUCUAUGAUCCAUGUCAUUACAUGAAUGUUUCAAAACAUACCUGCUACCGCAUUCUGACCCACCCUAUUCUGUACCUCAAUAUUUUCCCUUUUUGGUUCAUACGAUACCCCUAUACGUUUUUUUUCUCCUUUUUCAACCCAACAGCAAUAAUUGCACCGAGGGAUUUACUCAAACAUGUGGUAUGAGGAAUUCUUUC
Molecule: messenger RNA, 3425 nt
Organism: Aspergillus wentii DTO 134E9
Lineage: Eukaryota; Fungi; Ascomycota; Eurotiomycetes; Eurotiales; Aspergillaceae
Exons: 5
Coding region: 224-3163 (979 amino acids)
Source: RefSeq, a predicted model, not a curated record